Penaeus indicus is the source of this 6735-nucleotide messenger RNA. RefSeq names its product U5 small nuclear ribonucleoprotein 200 kDa helicase-like (gene l(3)72Ab). Gene Ontology annotation, molecular function: ATP hydrolysis activity; nucleic acid binding; ATP binding. The record is from RefSeq and is a predicted model, not a curated record. Bases 7 to 6408 code for a protein of 2133 amino acids. NCBI's taxonomy places the organism in Eukaryota, Metazoa, Arthropoda, Malacostraca, Decapoda, Penaeidae. The transcript has 2 exons.
CGGGCCAUGGCGGACCAAACAGCGCGUCAACUUCAGUACGAAUAUAAAGCGAACUCGAACCUCGUAUUACAAGCAGAUGUUCGGCUCAUCGAGAGACGUGGCAAAGAUGAGGCCACCGGAGAAGUCAUGUCCCUCACGGGGAAGCUGGAGGGGACGCGCAUGGGGGACCGGUACCAGCGCACCCGGCCACAGCAGCCCAAGGAGGAGCAGAGGAAGUCCAAGAAACAGAAGCGCGAGGACGCCCCCAGCAUUGCCGUGAAGAACAUGACCAUUCUGGAACUGGACGACAUGGCUGACAUUUUCUACAGACCAAAGAGCACCGACACAAAGCAGACCUAUGAGGUGAUCCUAUCGUUUAUCCAGGAGGCCCUUGGGGACCAGCCCAGGGAUGUCCUUUGUGGUGCAGCUGAUGAAGUCCUCUCAGUCCUCAAAAAUGACAAACUCAAAGACAGAGAACGCAAGAAAGAGACAGAAGAGCUGCUGGGGAGUCUGGCAGAGGAAAGGUUUGCGGUGCUAGUCAAUUUAGGGAAGAAAAUCACAGAUUUUGGCCACGAGACAAAGACCGUGGCAAAUGAGGCCGUGCUAGAUGAGACUCAUGGUGUCAACGUGCAGUUUGAAGAUUCUGAGGAGGAGGAGGAAGAUGAUGUGGCAGGUGAAGUGCGAGAUGAUGAGGAAGAAGAAAUUGACGCAGAAGAGAGUGCUGCAGGAUCUCAUGCCAUCCAUGCGGAGAACCUCACAGGGGGUGACCAGGUGGGAGCCAAGAAGGAGAGAGUGCUGAGCCCACACGACAUCGGUGCGCACUGGCUGCAGAGGGAGCUCAACAGAUUUUACAAUGAUCCAAUACAGGCGCAGACGAAGUCAAGCGACGUGCUCGAAAUUCUCAAGACAGCAAAGGAUGACAGAGAGUGUGAAAAUAAACUUGUGCUCAAUCUUGGUUACGAUAAAUUUGAGUUUAUUAAAAUUUUAAACAAGAAUCGACAGAUGGUGUUAUACUGCACACUCCUUGCCUCAGCCCAGUCUGAAACAGAGAAAGAAGAGAUUCGCCGAAUAAUGUUAGCAGAGCCCAACCUGAAAAGAAUCCUGGCUUUGCUUGAAAACGAGGAGGAGGCCAUGGACAUGAACGAUAACGGAGAGGAAAUGGGUGGUUCUCGACCAAGAAGAAUCAAUACAGAGGCAAUGGAAGUCGAUGACAGGUCAGGACAGGUCCCAGGUCAUAGAGAAUAUGUAGACCUGGAGGCUCUUGUUUUCACAACAGGUUCUCAUUACAACUCCAACAAGAAGUGCCACCUUCCAGAGGGCUCAACAAGACAGAUGAAGAAGGGGUAUGAUGAGAUUCAUGUCCCCGCCCUCAAACCUAAGCCCUUUGCCCCAGAUGAAACCCUGGUCCCCAUUGCCAACUUGCCAACUUAUGCCCAGCCUGCCUUUGAUGGCUUUAAGAACCUCAACAGAAUCCAGAGCAAGUUGUUCAAGGCAGCCAUGGACAGUGAUGAAAAUCUACUGCUCUGUGCUCCCACUGGUGCAGGUAAAACCAACGUGGCUCUCCUUACCAUAUUAAGGGAAGUCGGCAAGAACACCAACCCAGACGGCUCCAUCAAUGGGGAUGCCUUCAAAAUCAUCUAUGUGGCCCCCAUGCGCUCCCUUGUCACAGAGAUGACCCAGAACUUCUCAAAGAGGCUGGAGUCAUAUGGGCUGAAGGUAGGGGAGCUGACUGGUGACCAUCAGUUGACGCGAGAGCAGAUUAUGGAAACCCAAGUGAUUGUGUGUACGCCAGAAAAGUGGGAUGUCAUCACAAGACGUGGUGGUGAGAGGUCGUACACUCAGCUCGUUAGACUUAUUAUAUUUGAUGAGAUCCAUCUGCUCCACGACGAACGAGGCCCCGUACUUGAAGCUUUGGUGGCGCGUACUUUGAGAAACGCCGAGACAACGGGGGACAUUGUUCGCCUGGUUGGGUUGUCAGCCACGUUGCCCAAUUAUGAAGAUGUUGCAGCUUUCCUAAGAGUCAACCUAAAGACUGGACUGUUCUUCUUUGACAACAGCUUCCGACCAGUGCCCCUUGCACAGCAGUACAUUGGUAUUACUGAGAAGAAGGCCAUCAAGAGAUACCAAGUCAUGAAUGAUAUUUUGUAUGAAAAGGUGAUGGAGCAUGCUGGAAAGAACCAGAUCCUGAUUUUUGUUCACUCAAGAAAAGAGACGGCGAAAACUGCCAAAGCAAUCCUGGACAUGUGUCUGGAAAAAGAUACUCUUGGUAACUUUCUGAGAGAGGGAUCGGCAUCCACAGAGGUGUUGCGCACAGAGGCUGAGCAGGUGAAGAACAAUGACCUUAAAGGACUGCUACCCUAUGGCUUUGCUAUUCAUCAUGCUGGAAUGAACAGGGUGGACCGUAACUUGGUGGAAGAUCUGUUUGCUGAUCGGCACAUUCAGGUGCUGGUGUCCACUGCCACACUUGCCUGGGGUGUGAACCUUCCAGCUCACACUGUAGUGAUCAAAGGAACACAAGUCUAUGAUGCAAGCAAGGGACGUUGGGUAGAGCUGGGCGCCCUGGAUGUACUGCAGAUGUUGGGACGUGCAGGUCGACCCCAGUAUGAUACGAAGGGUGAAGGCAUCCUCAUCACCAACCAUUCAGAGUUGCAAUAUUACCUUUCCUUGAUGAAUCAGCAGUUACCCAUUGAAUCCCAGUUGAUAGCAAAGUUGCCAGACCUUUUAAAUGCAGAAAUUGUCUUGGGAUCUGUUCAGAGUGUUCGUGAUGCUGUGAACUGGUUGGGUUACACAUACUUGUAUGUGAGAAUGGUCCGUGCAGGCAACUUGUAUGCCGUGCAGUCUGACACUUCUGAUAAGUACUUACAGCAGCAUCGAGCCAACCUCAUCCAUUCAGCAGCCCUGAAACUAGAAAAGGGCAACCUCAUCAAAUACGAUAAAAAGAGUGGGAAUUUCCAGGUCACAGAGUUGGGACGCAUUGCCAGUUACUUUUACAUCACGUUUGACACCAUGAAUGUCUACAACCAGCAGUUGAAGCCAACCUUGAGUGAGAUCGAGUUGUUCAGGGUGUUCUCUCAGAGUUCUGAGUUCAAGAAUCUUAUGGUGAGAGAGGAGGAAAAGCUGGAGUUGAAGAAGUUGAUGGAGCGUGUACCAAUUCCAAUCAAGGAGAGUGUUGAAGAGCCCAGUGCAAAGGUCAACAUCCUCUUGCAGGCUUAUAUUUCUCAGCUCAAACUUGAUGGUUUUGCCCUCAUGUCAGAUAUGGUGUAUGUGACACAAAGUGCUGGGAGGCUGAUGAGAGCCAUGUUUGAGAUUGUGCUUCACAGGGGCUGGGCCCAGCUGGCAGACAAGACUCUGAACCUGUGUAAGAUGGUGGACAAGAGGAUGUGGCAGUCCAUGUCGCCCCUUCGCCAGUUCAGGAAGAUCCCCGAGGAGGCCAUCCGCAAGCUGGAAAAGAAGAGCAUUCCCUGGGAACGUCUCUACGACCUGGGCCCCAACGAGAUUGGUGAGCUCAUCCGCAUGCCCAAGGGAGGAAAGAUGAUCCACAAGUACAUUCAUCAGCUGCCAAAGCUGGACCUGGAGACUCACAUCCAGCCCAUCACCCGCCAGAUGCUCAAGGUGGAGCUCACCAUCACCCCUGACUUCAAGUGGGAUGAGAAAGUCCACGGACGCUCACAGGCAUUCUGGAUCUUGGUUGAGGAUGUGGAUGCAGAAAAUAUCCUCCACCACGAGUAUUUCCUCCUGAAGCAAAAGUUCAAUGAAGAUGAGCAUGUCAUCAAGUUCUUUGUGCCUGUGUUUGAGCCUCUCCAUCCCCAUUACUUCAUCCGCAUCACUUCUGACACCUGGCUUGCUGCAGAGACCCAGUUGCCCGUGUCCUUCCGGCAUUUGAUCCUUCCUGAGAAAUACCCGCCUCCCACUGAGCUGCUUGACCUUCAGCCCCUGCCCAUCACUGCUCUCAGGAACCCCCAGUACGAGGCCCUCUACAAGACCCUCAACAGAAACCAGCAGUUCAACCCCAUCCAGACUCAGGUCUUCAAUGCAACCUACAACUCAGAUGACAGUGUGUUCAUUGCUGCUCCUACAGGUUCUGGCAAGACUCUGUGUGCUGAGUUUGCUAUUUUGAGGAUGUUCAGCCAGGAUGAGACUGCCAGGUGUGUGUACGUGGCCUCCAAGGAUGAGAUUGUGGAGAGCAUGUAUGACCACUGGCAGGAGAAGUUUGGGAACCUGGACAAGAGGGUAGUGCUGCUGACUGGUGAGACUGGUGCAGAUCUCAAGCUUCUUAACAAAGCAAACAUUGUGGUAAGCACAGCAGAAAAGUGGGAUGUGCUCUCUCGCCGCUGGAAACAGAGGAAGAAUGUGCAGAAUAUUAGUUUGUUUAUUGUUGAUGAACUGCAGUUGAUGGGAGGCUCUGAUGGCCCUACACUGGAAGUGGUUUGUUCCAGGAUUCGUUACAUUGCCUCAAAGAUCAGCAAACACAUCAGAAUUCUGGCUUUGAGUUCUUCCUUGGCCAAUGCCAGAGAUGUGGCACAGUGGCUCGGGUGUUCUUCAAACUACACCUUCAAUUUCCACCCAAAUGUUCGUCCAUUGCCACUAGAACUGCACAUUCAAGGGUUCAACAAUCCCCACAAUGCUUCAAGAAUAUAUGCCAUGGCCAAACCUGCUUAUUCAGCUAUCCUAAAGCACAGUCCAAGGAAGCCAGCAAUGGUGUUUGUUCCCUCAAGAAAGCAGAGUAUGAUCACAGCAAGUGACCUCCUUACCUUUGCUGCAGCAGACAAGGAACCACAGAGAUUCUUGCAAGUAAACCCUGAGGAAAUGACAGAAUUCCUUCCACAGAUAAGUGAUGAAAUGUUAAGGGAACUGGUGAGCCAGGGUGUAGGAUACCUGCAUGAGGGUCUCAGUGCCAGAGACCGCAGGAUGGUUGAGCGGCUCUUUGAGGCAGAAGCCAUCCAGGUGGUGGUUGUGAGCCGUGCACUGUGUUGGGCUGUGACAGCACCUGCUCACUUGGUUGUUAUCAUGGACACACAGAGCUACAAUGGGCGUCUUCACAACUACGAAGAUUAUCCCAUCACGGACACCCUGCAGAUGGUAGGUCGUGCAAAUAGACCUAAUGACGAUGAUGAAGCCAAGUGUGUCCUCAUGUGUCAUUCCUCCAAGAAGGACUACUUUAAGAAGUUCUUGUAUGAGCCUCUGCCCAUUGAGAGCCAUCUUGACCAUGCCCUCCACGACCAUUUCAAUGCUGAGAUUGUCACACGUACCAUUGAGAACAAACAGGAGGCUGUGGACUAUGUCACUUGGACUUUCUUGUACCGCCGCAUGACACAGAACCCCAAUUACUAUGGACUGCAGGGUGUGUCUCAUCGUCAUUUGUCAGAUCACCUCUCAGACCUGGUGGAGAACACUCUUCAUGACCUGGAAGAGUCAAGGUGCAUCACCAUUGAAGAUGACAUGGACACGGCUCCCCUUAACUUGGGAAUCAUUGCCUCAUAUUAUUACAUCAACUACACUACAAUUGAAUUGUUCAACAAAUCUCUCAACAGCAAGACGAAGAUCAGAGGUCUGCUGGAGAUCAUCUCCAGUGCUGCAGAGUAUGAAAAUGUUCCCAUUCGCCACGGGGAGGAAGACACCCUGCGACGUCUCAUACAGAAGGUGCCCAACAAGCCAGAAGGGAAGCCCACCGACCCACACACAAAGACUAACCUCAUGCUGCAGGCUCAUCUCACCCGCCUCACACUGAGUGCCGAGUUGCAGCAAGACACAGAGCUGGUUCUGGGACGUGCCCUCAGGCUCAUCCAGGCCUGUGUAGAUGUGCUCUCAUCUAAUGGUUGGUUAGCACCUGCUCUUUCUGCCAUGACACUGGCACAGAUGGUGACACAGGCCAUGUGGUCCAAGGACUCAUAUCUGAAACAGCUGCCACACUUCACCAGCGACAUGAUUGAGCGGUGCGAAGCCAAGGACGUCACCUCAGUCUUCGACAUCCUGGAACUGGAGGACGACGACCGAAACCGGCUGCUUCAGCUGUCGGAUGCCCAGAUGACGGACGUGGCUCGCUUCUGCAACCGCUACCCGAGCAUCAACCUGGACUACGAGGUGGUGGACUCGGACUCCAUCACGAGCGGCGCGAUGGUGAACGUGGAGGUGGUGCUGGAGCGCGAGGACGAGCCGGGCCCCGUCAUCGCCCCACUCUUCCCCCACAAGCGCGAGGAGGGCUGGUGGGUCAUCAUCGGCGACCCCAAGGCCAACUCCCUCAUCUCCAUCAAACGCCUCACGCUGCAGCAGAAGGCCAAGGUGAAGCUGGAUUUCGUGGCGCCCAGCGAGGGCAGCUACGAGUACAGGCUCUACUUCAUGAGUGACGCGUACAUGGGGUGCGAUCAGGAGUACAAGGUGCCGCUCAGAGUGAGGGAGGCAGAGUCGGAAUCUGAUUCUGACAGUGAUUAAGUUGCAGAAGAAUUGUAUUGAUUUAUAUUUAAGAAAUUUUUUGUAUAUAUAUUUAGCUCCUCAUCAAAGAAACCCAUUCCAGGAUCACACAAGUCACCUGAAUAUUGAUUUCGAUGUACUAUAUCAUAGUAUUUGAAAUGGUAGAACUGCAUAAACAAAUCUUAUUUUACUUUUCAUUUUAAAAAUUCCACAGGUUUUAUUUAGAAAAUACAUGGUUCUUUGACUUCAGUAUAUGAAUCUUUGUUGUGUUUUAGAAUAACAAGUACAACAUUUUUGAGGCAAAAUUGUAGUGUAUAUUUUUUCUAAAUAAAAAUUGAUUGCACUCAA